Messenger RNA from Cimex lectularius (bed bug), 871 nucleotides. Its product is annotated as zinc finger protein 512B-like. The record is from RefSeq and is a predicted model, not a curated record. The coding region runs from base 43 to 834 and encodes 263 amino acids. The transcript has a single exon. NCBI's taxonomy places the organism in Eukaryota, Metazoa, Arthropoda, Insecta, Hemiptera, Cimicidae.
UAUAUAAGGAGUGUGUGUUAAUUGGAAAAGUAUCAGUUCACCAUGAAGUUUCUAACAGUUAUUGUGUUAAGUGUUAUUGCACUCGCCUCAGCAGGUGUACCCAGAGAGAAGAGAUUUGAGCAUAAAGAAUUUGAAGAAUUUCACCACGAGCCUGAGAAAAAGCAUGAGCACGACGAGCAUCAUGAACAUCAUGUAAAGACCAUCACUGUCGUCAAGAAAGUUCCAGAGCCUUUUCCAGUCGAAGUUGUUAAGAAAGUACCAUAUGAGGUAAAAGUUCCAGUAGAUAAACCCUACCCUGUUUACGUUCCCAAACCGUACCCAGUUUACGUGGAGAAGAAAGUUCCUUAUGAAGUCAAAGUACCAGUACCUAAACCAUACACCGUAGAAAAGAAGGUCACCUAUGAAGUAAAAGUACCAGUCGACAAGCCUUAUCCCGUUCAUGUCGAAAAACCAUACCCAGUCUACGUCGAAAAGAAAGUUCCUUAUACUGUCGAAAAGAAGGUUCCUUAUGAAGUCAAAGUUCCAGUUGAAAAGCCGUACCCUGUCCAUGUACCAGUCGAGAAAAUAGUACAUGUACCUGUUGAAAAAGUUGUUCACUACGAAGUCAAAGUACCAGUUGAGAAACCAGUCCCAGUUCAUGUCGAAAAGCCUUACCCUGUCUACGUCGAAAAAAAAGUUCCUUACACCGUUGAAAAGAAGGUUCCUUAUGAAGUCAAAGUUCCAGUGAAAAUCCCAAUUGAAGUGCCAUACAAAGUUGAUGUGAAGAAACAUCAUCACCACCACCAUCACCAUCACCAUGAUCAUCACGGUCAUUAUGAAUCAUUUCACUUCUAGAAUGUAUUCACACAAAAAAUCCUUUUUAAAAUGAAAA